Messenger RNA from Meloidogyne enterolobii, 1799 nucleotides. NCBI's taxonomy places the organism in Eukaryota, Metazoa, Nematoda, Chromadorea, Rhabditida, Meloidogynidae. The record is from the annotation of a GenBank genome assembly.
AUGCGAAGUGUUAGGAUCACCAGUCGUUUUGCUUUAAAUAAAUUUAAGGUUUUCAAAUUAAUUGCCCGAAUUUUCAAUAAAAUGACCACUUCAUUAGACCCCUUAAAAUAUUCAAUAGAAAAUCCUUUAAUUGUAAUAUCUGGAUGUACUGGAACUGGAAAGAGCGAUUUGGGCGUUGCUAUUGCUAAACAAUUCAAUGGGGAAAUUAUUAAUGCUGAUUCUAUGCAAAUUUAUAAAGGCCUCGAUAUUUCCUCAAAUAAAAUGACAAAAGAAGAAAUGGAAGGAAUUCCCCACCAUCUUCUGGGGUUUUUAGAGCCAACAAAUUCAGGUUACAAUGUCCAAAAUUUUCGUGAGGAUGCUUUGGAAAUUUUAAAUAAAUUGUGGGCUGAACAAAAAUUGCCUGUUAUUGUUGGAGGGACUGCUUAUUAUAUUGAAUCUGUUAUUUUUGAUAAUAAUUUGAUUGUUACUGGUGAUAGAGGAAAAGGAGAAACAAUCCGCGAAGAAAUACUCAAAGAAUUCCCUACAGUCGAUACACUUUAUCAAGAACUUCAACGAGUAGAUCCAGAAACAGCAUCAGAGCUUCACAGAAAUAACAAACAUCGAGUAUUGCGGGCACUCGAAAUUUAUCGAACUACGGGGAAAACUAGAAGUGAACAUCAAAAAGAGCAACAAAAAGAGGCUCCAGAAGGUUAUGAUCAUUUUUAUACUCGUCUGCGUUUCAAAAAUACAUUUUUAAUUAAUUUGGAUAUGGAAAAAGAUGUUUUAAAUGAAAGAUUAAAUAAAAGAGUUGAUAAAAUGAUGGAAAGGGGUUUAUUAAAAGAAGUUACAGAUUUUUAUGAUGAGUAUUUUGGAAAAGUCGACAAAUUCGGAAUAAUGCAAAUAAUUGGCCCAAAAGAAUUUUUGCCUUAUUUACGAUUAAAUAUAAUUGGAAGAAAUUCAAUUAGAGGAGAACACAAAAUUGAAGAAUGCAAAGAAAAAUUAAAAACAAGAAAUAGACAAUAUGCACAGAGACAGAGGCUUUGGUUUUACAAUAGAAUUUUGAAUAGAGGAGAACAUAGAGAGAUACCAAAAACCUUAGCAUUAAAUUCCUCAAAAGAUUUUGCCGAAAAAUUGGUCCCAUUUGCAUUAAAACAAGUAAAACAAUUUUUGUCUGGAGAAGAAAUUGAUGAUGAAAAAAAAUGUAAUGGAUUAUUAUAUAAAUUACCACCAUUGGGAGACAUAUUUAAACAAGAAGAUUAUAUGGAAAAUAGGAAAAAAAUUUUCCUGUGUGAUAUUUGUGGAACAGAAAUUCAGGGAAAAAUGCAUUGGAAAAAACAUUUGGAAGGAAGAAAACAUAAAAAUAAUUUGGAAAAAAUAAAAAAGAAGAAAGGAAGGAAUGAUAAUCAAGGAUAAAAAAUUUGAAAAAAAAUAUUUUUUAAUAGAGUAAAAAAUUUUGGUGAACCCCCUCAAAAAUUUAGCUUUUUGUCGGUUUUUUACCCGUUGUACCAUUUUGUCCUAUUUUAGCCUUGGUACCUUUUUGUCGUUUUUUGACCGUGGUACCAUUUUGUCAUCUUUAGCCGUUGUACCUUUUUGUCGUUUUUACCCAUAGUAAAACGAAUACAUUUUUGUCGUUAUUAAUUCUGUGUAUAUUCCGGAAUUUGUCUCUCUUAUAUAAUUGCAUAUUGUGACAUACUCUCUAGCUUUUGUGUCUAUUCAAAUCCGGAAAAAUCUAAUAGUAAAUCUAUGCAAUUAAUAAGAGAGAAAAUUAGUACAAAAUGGACUUUAAUUUUAGAACUAGUAGAUUUUAAUUUUUACAUCCU